AUGAUGCUGACUGUUGCAAAAGGGCCAACAUGCUACGAGGAUAUAAAAAAGGUCGGUGGAAUUGUUCGGGACAGUUUUAGAGAUGCAUGUUUUGAAAUGGGAUUUCUUAAUGAUGACAAGGAAUAUUUUGCAGCCAUUAACGAGGCAAAAGAUUGGGGUUCGGAACAUUUUUUGAGAAAGUUAUUUUUAACAGAAGCUGAGUUGAAAAACUUGACACUCAUUGAGAUUGAGAAUAAGUUGCAAUCCAAUCGAAGAAGUUUGCACGAAUUCAAAGACAUGCCUUAUCCGGAUGCUUAUGUCACACGGCACGUUGGGAACAGACUGAUUUACGAAGAACAUGAUUACAAUACCGAAACUGAGCGAGAAAACUUCAACAAUCUCUUUCGUGCCCUCACAGAUGAACAACGCUCAAUCUUUGAAAAAAUCAUGGAAUCUGUCGGAAAACAAAGAGAAGGGGUCUUUUUUUACAUGGUUAUGGAGGGACCGUUAUUCGAGGCAACAGAUGUGAUAAUAUGGGAUGAAGCACCUAUGGCUCAUAAAAAUUGCUUUGAGGCAUUGGAUAGAACACUUAAAGACGUCAUGACCAAGAAGGGUCUUGGGAAUAAAAUCUUCGGCGACAAAGUUGUUGUUUUUGGAGGAGACUUCAGACAGAUUCUUCCAGUUGUUCCGAGAGCAGGGCGUUCUGAUAUUGUUCAUGCAUCCAUAUGCUCCUCUUAUAUUUGGGACUAUUGUCAGGUUCUAACACUAACAAAAAACAUGAGACUUCAGCAGGGAAGCGAUAAUACAAGUUCUAAGGAAUUAGCGGAGUUCUCAAAAUGGAUUUUAAAUGUCGGUGAUGGUAAGAUAUCUGAACCAAAUGAUGGAUUGGUGAACAUAGAGAUUCCUCAAGAUUUAUUGAUUAAGAAUUAUGAAGAUCCUAUCAAAGCUAUUGUUGAAAAUACAUAUCCCAAUUUGGUUAAUGUAUUCCAAGAUGUUGCAUAUCUACAAGGAAAAUCAAUUCUUGCCUCAACCAUUGAAGUUGUGGAUAAGAUCAAUCAUUAUGUAUUGGACCUAAUACCAGGAGAAGAGAAAGAGUAUCUUAGUUACGAUUCAAUUGAUAGAACUUAUACGAGUUAUACCGAAGCUUAUGAAGUGCUAACUCCAGAAUUUCUUAGCAAAUUAAGAACAUCAGAUGGAUUAUGUAAUGGAACAAGAUUGAUUGUUACAAGAUUGGCCAAUAAUGUCAUUGAGGCAAAAAUUAUUUCUGGCAAGAACAUAGGUAACCUUUUUUACAUUCCUCGAAUGUCUAUGUCACCUUCUGAGUCACCAUGGCCAUUUAAGUUGAUUAGGAGACAAUUUCCGAUUAUUGUCUCUUACACAAUGACAAUUAAUAAGUCUCAAGGCCAGUCUCUUGAUAGUGUUGGGUUGUAUUUGCCUUCUCCCGUGUUUAGUCAUGAACAACUUUAUGUUGCAAUUUCAAGAGUUACUACAAAAAGUGGUCUUAAAAUCUUAAUACACGACAAAGAGAAUGUUCCGUGCUCCACUACUACAAAUGUUGUAUACAAGGAGGUUUUCCAAUCACUUUGUUAG
Messenger RNA from Vicia villosa (hairy vetch), 1569 nucleotides. RefSeq lists its product as uncharacterized. The record is from RefSeq and is a predicted model, not a curated record. Lineage: Eukaryota; Viridiplantae; Streptophyta; Magnoliopsida; Fabales; Fabaceae. Bases 1 to 1569 code for a protein of 522 amino acids. Gene Ontology annotation, biological process: telomere maintenance; DNA repair. The transcript has 6 exons. Gene Ontology annotation, molecular function: DNA helicase activity.